Molecule: messenger RNA, 2220 nt
Organism: Trichoplax adhaerens
Lineage: Eukaryota; Metazoa; Placozoa; Uniplacotomia; Trichoplacea; Trichoplacidae
Exons: 7
Coding region: 1-2220 (739 amino acids)
Biological process (GO): proteolysis
Molecular function (GO): metalloendopeptidase activity
Source: RefSeq, a predicted model, not a curated record
AUGAAGGUUUUUCGUGCUAUUGCCUUGACUCUAUGGUGGGUCAUGCAUUUGGCAACGAUACCGAGUUAUGCUGAUCUGCUACAACAACAAUCAUUUCCUUCUUUGUCACAUAGCAAAGACAAACAUCAUUCAUUUAUUCCUCGUCUUCAAGUCGAUGGAGUGGAAACUCACUGGCCAUUAACAUCUCCUACAGUAACACUGUCGAUUGAUUUCUAUGGGCAAGAGUUAAUCAUCGAUUUAAGACGGAAUGAUCGAUUAAUCCCUGAAAACUUCCAUCAUACUUAUCAAGGGAACGAUGAAACAGUUCGCCAUCAAGGUUUAUUUCAACCCUUUUGCCAUUACCAUGGCAGGAUUAGAGCUUCUACUAGCCACCAGUCACAAAUAGACAACGCGGCCAUCAGUGCUUGCCAAGGUAUUUCAGGCGUCUUUCAAUACAAAAAUCGAGAUUACGGCAUCAAACAACUCAACGAUAAAAUUCAUAGCAUCUAUCCUUUAAGUGAUCUCUACAGCAAGCUCAACAAUCCAGGUAAACCUUUGAAAUUGAUUGACAAGAUCCACACCAGUAAGUACAAUAAACUGCCGAUUCAACAAGAGAACAAUCACGCUCGUCAACGGCGGAAUGUUUUAAGUCAAACCUUGUAUGUAGAAAUGGUUGUAGUCAAUGAUAAACGAUCAUACGGAUUAUUUAAUAAUAUCACCGCUGUAGAGAGCUACACUAUCCAAGUAAUUAACACGGUGGAUUUACGCUAUAAGGCUAUUAACGUUCGCGUUCUACUCGUUGGCAUUGUUACCUGGUCACAGCAAGACCAAAUUAACGUGACUGAUAGUGGAACUGCUACCCUAAGUCAAUUUUCAGAUUAUGCUAUUAAAACCUUACGAUUAACAAAUCCCUACGACAGUGCACAAUUAUUCACUGGUAUCUUCCUUAAAAAUGAAGCAGGUAUUGCCUAUCUGUCUAGCAUGUGCUAUGGUAAUUCCGUAGGUGUUAUUGAGAAUACUCUCAAUAUUCCCGCUGACACUAUCGUCUCAGCGCAUGAAUUGGGCCACAACUUUGGCAUGGAUCAUGACAACAGCCGCCACUGCUCGUGCACAUUCCAACCAGCCAAUGCUACCAGUUGUAUCAUGGCUGCUAUGGUCAGCCAGCCUUAUGCGCAAACUUUUUCAAACUGCAGCGUCGCGGAAAUGAAGAGUGGCCUUUCUCAAGGAUUAGGAUCAUGUCUAUGGAAUAUUCCAACUAAAUUAUUUACUAAUCCAAUAUGCGGUAACGGUAUACGAGAAACCGGAGAAGAAUGCGAUUGUGGCUCACCAGCAGAAUGUACAAGCAAUUGCUGUAAUGCCUCAACAUGUAAAUUGCAUGCAUCUGCUCAAUGUGCAACUGGUCCUUGCUGUUCUAACUGUACAUUUAAACAGAGAUCGACACUUUGUCGUGCUGUAAGCAAUGAUUGCGAUCUACCGGAAUACUGUAGCGGAAAUUCUGCUGAAUGCCCAACUAAUAUAUAUAAGCAAUCAUCAACUAACUGUGGAAAUAACACUGGAUACUGCUAUAAGGGGGCUUGCUUUACAGCCAACGCUCAAUGUCGUCUGUUUUGGGGAUCAACUGGAAGAGAAGCGGAUAAUUUAUGCUGGAAUAUACUCAAUACUCGAGGAAAGCCUGAAGGUUACUGCCAAAGAAUUGCCAGUGGUCAGUAUAUUCCAUGUGCCCCAGCUGAUAUUAAAUGCGGAAAGCUGCAAUGCGAUUCUUCAACUAAUUACCCACUUAUUGCAAUAAUUGGCAACAUAACUAUAAUAUCAUUUACGCAGGGAGCAGUAACAUCAUAUUGUAAAAGCUUCACUGCCGAUAUAGGCGAUAGCACUCAAGACCCUGGAUCAGUUUUAGAUGGCACUAAAUGCGGUAAUCAAAAAAUUUGCUUCAAGCAGCAAUGCCGAAGCAUCACGGCAGUAUUAAACAUUACACAAUGUGAUCCAGCUGACUGUUCCAAUCAUGGGAUAUGCAAUAAUAAAGGACAUUGCCACUGCGAUUCUGGAUAUGCUCCUCCUAACUGCAGUAAUCCUGGCAAUGGAGGCAGUAUAGAUAGUCAUGGAAAUUCUACCGUUGCAACAGCUACAGAUCUCGUCGUUAUAUCUCCGUCAGCAACUACACCAAAUGGUACAAUACGAAAUCAAGGCAUUCAAAGCAUUUAUCUAACACUGCUGUGGUUUGCACUAUUUCUGUUGAUUUAA